This is a messenger RNA of Fusarium oxysporum Fo47, 2388 nucleotides long. Its product is annotated as major facilitator superfamily-domain-containing protein. Gene Ontology annotation, molecular function: transmembrane transporter activity. The record is from RefSeq and is a predicted model, not a curated record. NCBI's taxonomy places the organism in Eukaryota, Fungi, Ascomycota, Sordariomycetes, Hypocreales, Nectriaceae. The transcript is spliced from 2 exons. The coding region runs from base 414 to 2234 and encodes 606 amino acids. Gene Ontology annotation, biological process: transmembrane transport.
CUUAUUUCACUGCAGUGGAAUUAUUUCUCCACCCUCCAAGAGACCAGACGGCUCCUUUUGCCGAAUUGCUCGAAAAAGUUCCUGGCCUCGCCCUCGCGCCUCGGAUUUAAUUAAUGAAUACGGUAGUCAUGGUUGUUGCGUGCGUGGUCCCCGUUUUCGGAGAAAGGAUCACAAUGCACUUGACUACAACAACUCAACUCAAUCUCUUUCUCCCCUUUUUGACCAGGAUCCUCAUAUGAAAAUCUUUCACAGACGCAAGGUUCCUGAUUAGCAAUCGCCGUUGCGGUCAACGCCGGCUUCCGGACAAGGAUCUUUACAGCUACUACGUCGACGACUUUCAAUCAUUUCAAAUAGGUGAAGGGAAGUAGGGGUUUUAUCUUUACAUCUAGCCUUUUGGGCUUUCUUGCGCAACAAUGGCCGCUUCACCACCAACACCAGAGCGGAGGACUAGCUCAGAUAGUACUCUUGAUGUUGAACGAGAUGGAGCCCAUGCAGCGAAUGGACACUCCCAAGACCCUACAGCGGCCGAAGCAACUUCCGAAGGAGCGGAGACGACACCGGCCGGCAGUAACCCAUCUCCCGGAGCACCUGAGGCCGGUGACCCCGAGGCCGGACGGACCAAGUCGGAGACAAUCUUGGUAGUUGGUGCUCUAUGUCUUGCGCUCUUCCUUGCCGCUUUGGAUACUACCAUUAUUACCACAGCCGUUCCUACUAUUGCCAACGAGUUUCACUCAAGUCAGGGUUACAUCUGGAUAGGAAGUGCAUAUCUGUUGGGCAACGCCGCAUUCGUGCCGACAUGGGGCAAGAUCUCGGAUAUCUUUGGUCGCAAGCCUGUUCUUCUUGCUGCAGCUGUCAUCUUCUGGAUUGGAUCUCUGCUGUGUGCCGUUAGCAAUGGCAUGCCAAUGCUCAUCGCUUCGCGUGCCAUUCAAGGCAUUGGUGGAGGUGGUCUCAUCGUUCUACCGAAUAUCGCCAUUAGCGACCUUUUCUCUAUGCGAAACCGUGGAAUGUACUUUGGUAUUCUGGGUAUGGUUUGGGCUUUAGCAUCUGCGGUUGGCCCUAUUCUCGGUGGUGUAUUCACAAGCCAGGUCACCUGGCGAUGGUGUUUCUACAUCAACCUUCCCAUCUCAGCCGUUGCCAUCGUUAUCCUUGUCUUCGUCCUGAAGCUCCACAACCCACGAACACCGGUGAAAGAGGGUCUAUUGGCGUUGGACUGGCCUGGCAGUAUUCUCAUCAUUGGCGGUACCAUUAUGUGGUUGCUCGGACUUGAGCUUGGUGGUGUUUCUUUCCCCUGGGACUCCGCAACGACGAUUUGCCUCAUCGUCUUUGGCAUCUUUGUCGUUGGUCUGUUCCUCGUAUACGAGUGGAAAGUCGCCAAGUUUCCCGUUCUCCCUAUUCGCCUCUUUCACACGCAAAACAGUGUUGCAUCUUAUGGAGUUGGUUUCACUCACGCAUUUGUCUUCAUGUCAGGCAGUUACUGGCUUCCACUCUACUACCAGGGAGUCCUCGGCGCAUCUUCGUUGCUCUCUGGUGUUUAUCUGCUUCCAUAUGUGCUCUCCCUGUCGUUUGUGUCGGCUGGGGCUGGAAUCUACAUCAAGAAGACAGGCAAUUACAAGCUCGUUAUCGUUUUGGGCUUGAUCAUUACUGUCAUUGGCUUCGGUCUCUUCAUCAACCUUGAACCGCGCGCCAACUGGGCGAAGAUCAUCAUUUUCCAGAUCGUCGCCGGAAUCGGUAUUGGUCCUAACUUCCAGGCUCCUCUGAUUGCACUCCAGACGAAUGUUGAGCCUCGAGAUAUUGGUUCUGCAACCUCAUGCUUCUCCUUCAUCCGUCAAUUGGGCACAUCAAUCUCCGUUGUGGUAGGAGGUGUCAUUUUCAACAACAAGAUGGAGAGCCAGUAUCCCAGACUGAAGGAAGAACUCGGUUCCGAACUCGCAGACAGACUCUCCGGUUCCAAUGCAGCAGGCAGCGUCGAGCUCGUUGGCUCCCUGACAGGCCACGAUGGCAGGGUUGCCAAGACAGCAUUCUGGAAGAGUCUGCAAACAAUGUACAUCGUCUAUGCAUGCUUUGCAGGCCUGUCGCUCAUCAUCAGUCUGAUGAUCAAGCAAGUCAACCUCAGUAAGGAGCAUAAGGAGCACAAGACAGGUCUCAAAUCACUGAAGCGACGCGAUGAUGAGAAGGAGGAGGUCGAUGCCGCAGAGGGUGUCACGACAGGUAACGAAAAGACGACGGACAACUGAAAACGGCGUUUCAUGUUGUUCUUGUGUUAUUAAGGAUAUUUCAACAUGCCUGCAGUCAUGAAACAAAACUGCUUUUUGGUAUAUGAGCACUUAUUAUUGGGUAUAAAACAUACGAGCGUUUGUAAUUAGACUGCUGCCAAUGAACUUGUUUUAA